GGAAGCUCCACUGCAAGCACAACAUGAUCAGGACGUUUCUCACUAUGUAUGUGGUUGUGAAGACAUCAUGUAUGUUAAAGAAAACAAAACAAACUUGCUUUUACCAUGCAGGACACAGCGUAUUCUUCACCUGAUGUGGACACACUAACUAGCAGAAGUGUUUGUUGGUAGGUCAAAGUGUUUGUAUUUCCCUGGUAGGCGGGGAUUAUGCAAAUGUGUUACCUUGUGAGGUAAAUAGGUAUCAGGCAGAAGAUUCGGAAAUAUGACGACUCCUUAAGGCGUUUGAUUAACAACUUUGUACACUGUUUACAUUGAAGGAUAGCAACUUAAAAACUGCAAAAAAUAUAUUUCUCGAAAACCCAUAUGACCUGCUCUUUAAGGGUUGUGCGAUGUGGAAAAGUGAGGCCUUUACCGGCCUAUUCCGGGUUUAAGACCCAAGGUCUUAAACUCUUUUAUUUUCGUGCCUUUCAAAGGUCAAUUAAAUAGCUGCCAAGACAAAAUAGCAUGCACGUAUUAUGGCAUAGGCUACACGUGAAAAAUUCUGCAUACAGGCCUAGUGCAUAUAUUUUUGAAUGUUUUGUUUUAUAGGAAGUCUGGAUUACAGAAGCCAUAUAGCUACACGUUUAUCAUUCCAGCCUUCAUGUCAAAACACUAAUUUUCUUCGUUUUGAUGCCGUUUGAUGGACCGUAUUGAUCUCUCGCAUUCCUCGUUUAGUCACAAACACUGUGUUCUUGACUUAUAAACUUCUAAGAAUGGAUUGUAGUAUUUUGGCAAGACUUUGUAUUUCUUUAUUUCUUUAUUUUUAUUUUUUUAAUUUAAUUUCAUAACGUCUAUUUGUCCGUUUAAAAUAUUAUAGGCUAUUUAAACAUCCCAGUCAACCGAACACAAUCCAAAUUAUGUAUGUUCAACAGAGUGUUUUAAUCUUCACAAACUUGUAUUCGCAAACGUUUUAGAAACUCAUUUGUAAUUCAGUCUGGACUUCGUUGUUAAGUUUGGAUCUGCCAUUAAUUAGCUUUCACUGUCAAUAUACAAACAGAAAAAGUGAGCGAGGAUCUGUCAAUGUCUUUUCUGGAUCACGUGACUAUGGUCUCAGUUGGACUGGAUAGAAAUGGAUUUCCACGUCAUCUUACGUCUCAAAAUUUCUGCCUCGCGGAUACCCCUACAACUCGGGUAAGAGGCACGCGCACAUGAGAGCUAUGUUGUGGGCGUUUCGUAUAGGUCUCGCUAGCCCAAGCUAGAAGCUGCGCGGGUACAAUGAUGGAUUUUGACGAGAGAGUUUCCGUUGGCUCCAACAUGUAUCUGCCCAGCUGCACGUAUUACGUUCCGGGGGCUGAUUUCUCCACGUUGCCCUCUUUCCUAUCCCAAAGUCCGUCUUCUCGUCCCGUCACCUACUCUUACUCAUCUAACCUGCCUCAGGUACAGCAUGUCAGGGAGGUUACAUUCCGGGACUAUGCUACUGAUGCGUCCAGUAAAUGGCCUCACCGGGGUCCACUGGCUCAGUGUUAUCCGUCGGAGGACAUAGUACAUAGGGAGUGUUUACCAGCGGCAACGACAGUUGGUGAAAUGUUCCCUAAGAAUAAUGCAUCUGCGUAUUAUCACUCAUCGAACUCGACCUCCGCGUCCAAUUUCUACGGUAGUGUUGGAAGAAACGGGGUGCUUCCUCAAGCAUUUGACCCGUUUUUUGACACCGCCUGUGGGGGCUCGGACAGUGUAGCGAACAGCAACUAUGCAGCGAGGGAUAAAAUGCACUCCAGCAAACAGCCAACGCCAGCGCCCGCACUGGAGCAGGAGUCCGAAGGAAAGGAGCGACAGGAGACCAGUAGCCCCGAAUCUUCUUCCGGAAACAACGAGGAAAAGACCAGCGGUGCAAGCAGUGGACCUAGGGUUCGCAAGAAGAGAUGUCCCUAUACAAAAUUUCAAAUCCGGGAGCUCGAGAGGGAAUUCUUCUUCAGCGUGUACAUUAACAAAGAGAAACGACUUCAGCUCUCACGGAUGCUUAACCUCACCGAUCGCCAAGUGAAAAUUUGGUUCCAGAACCGGCGGAUGAAGGAAAAGAAACUAAACAGGGACCGAUUACAGUACUACAGUACCAACCCACUGAUAUAGGGCAAGGAAAUAACAGAUACAAAUAUACAACAGCUGCAGUAAGAUCACACACGAGACCUUAUACAGACUCUCAGUGGUUAACUUCAAGUUCGAGACAAGGCACCAUUCACUACAGAGAGCAUAUACAGGACAUUGGACUUCACAGUUUAAAUACGGGUUGUUUUGUGCUCGUAAUAGAUAAACGUAUACAAUUCUGUGGCGAACAUAAAUGAUUUAAUUAAGAGCUUGUGAUAAACACUGAACACGGACUAGCCUGCUCCGCGUGCAGUUGUGACGGACUAACAUGCGGAGAUUGAGUACAACUGGCUGAAAUAUUUGGGUUUAAACAAGGAAAAGCCAUUCUUAUGGCGUGUUCAUUUGUGUGGAGGAAUGGAGCAAUAACACUUUCUUCGCCGUCUCUCGGGAAUGUAAAUGACUCAUUACAAACUGUGUAGCCUAUUUGUUAUAUUUUGAUCAUCCAAAAUUUUCACUUGCUGCAAACUCUGAACACAGAAAUGAAACAGACUGUGAGCUUGACUGAACGGAGAACAUGCAAUCGCGCUGAAUCACAUCCCCAAUCAUAAACAUUUCCGGACUAGGAAUUGGUAAUCUUUAAGAAGUGGACACUUUCAGGCUUCAGAAUGGAAAUAACGUUUUCACGAUGACCUUAUUUGCCCAUGUUCUACUGUGCACCGCUAUGAUUGUCCUGGGAUUAAAAGGGUUUGGUUGAUUGUAAUCUAGAAAAUCAUCUUUAUGGCAUAUAUUUCCUAAAUUAAAUAAUCAAAGGGGUAUAACAUAUAUUUGUAGUACAUCGUAUUUCUUUUCAAAUAUAUUAUGCAUGAGCGUACACAUGCGCAUUAUGUGCAUUUAUGAACAGCAAUGUUGUUUUGUUUUUCUUUUUUUGUUUUUUAAGAACUCUUUCUGACCAUGAGAUGAAGCAGUUGUUACCUGACAGUUUUACCGUCACAGUGGUUACAGUAUUUGCAGUUAUUAUCUGAAUGUUUAUGGCCGUGCUCGUAGUGUUCAUAUGACAGCAAUAAACAAAGACAGAGGAAGAGUAAGAAGAAGAGAGAGAAAGAAAGUAGAAGAGAGGGGGAGAGAAAGUCUGAGCUUUAUGGUUGCUUGUCGCGGAGCGACUUGGCCUGGCUGGCUCAUCCUUUGAGGCGCUGAGGAAUAUCCGCCUAAUUACGGGGACAUCCUCCUUGUUGCUUCAGCAACACGACCAUAAAAGCUGUCUGUGUCUGGAGCAUUUGGGCAAUUGCAGUGUGGUGCCAUAAACCGUAUGAGAACCAAGGUUAUUAGCCACGAUUGCAAGGGAACAGAGGCAAAGAGAUUUUGAGGGUCGACUUUCAGGGGUGCUCUUUUUCUUUCUGCCUG
This is a messenger RNA of Cyprinus carpio (common carp), 3462 nucleotides long. RefSeq names its product homeobox protein Hox-A11a-like. Gene Ontology annotation, cellular component: nucleus. The record is from RefSeq and is a predicted model, not a curated record. NCBI's taxonomy places the organism in Eukaryota, Metazoa, Chordata, Actinopteri, Cypriniformes, Cyprinidae. Gene Ontology annotation, biological process: regulation of transcription by RNA polymerase II; anatomical structure development. Gene Ontology annotation, molecular function: DNA-binding transcription factor activity, RNA polymerase II-specific; RNA polymerase II cis-regulatory region sequence-specific DNA binding.